Messenger RNA from Nerophis ophidion (straightnose pipefish), 581 nucleotides. RefSeq lists its product as uncharacterized. The coding region runs from base 1 to 504 and encodes 167 amino acids. NCBI's taxonomy places the organism in Eukaryota, Metazoa, Chordata, Actinopteri, Syngnathiformes, Syngnathidae. The transcript is spliced from 3 exons. The record is from RefSeq and is a predicted model, not a curated record.
AUGGUGAAAGCCUUUUUCUUUGACUUCUGCCUUCGCUGGCGAAGAACUUCCUUUUGCUCGUAUCCUAAUGUGACGGUUUGCUGGCAUUGUGGUUCGGGUUCGUUCUCUCAAUUAUGCAGUCGGACUUGGACACAGCGUGAAGGUUGUGGAGAGGCGGAGCCAACGGGCCGACGGCAGGGCAGGGCACACUGCCCUGCCCAAGAUGGCGGCAAGGAGGCGGAGGAUGCGGUGGAGCGGAGAGACGGGGCUUGCUGGGAGCAAUGCCUCCACAAUCUAAAUCAGGUGCGUGGCACACACACCUGCCCACAAUUAACUCAUCUCCUCCUGCUGUAUACAAGGGGAGAAGGAGGAGAGAUCAUGGAAGGAGUUGGAGUGUCCGCAGCAGAUGCAGUGCGUGAAGAGCAAGAGCGACAGAAAGCAGACGACGACGACGACGACGACGACGACGACGACGACGACGACGACGACGACGACGACGACGACGACGACGACGACGGCGGAUGAAAGGCGACCGGCGAACGAGCAGUGGAGGAAUGAGCUGAAAAGCAAUCCAAACUGCAGCCAGGCUUUAUUGCAAAAUA